AUGGAAGAUAAUUAUAAUACUAACUCUAGUUCAUAGCCAAAUGAAAAUCCAUAUCCUAAAUUUGAACCUGAAAACCUAAACGAAUAACCUUAGUUGGAACAACCCCCAUAAUAUGCUUAAACAGAUGACCUGAAUCAGCCAUUGAUAAUGGGUGAAGAUUAACAUGAUAGUGGCUAAUACAUUGAUUAAUUUUUAUUGUACACAAGAUAUCUUAAUAUUGGUGCUGGGUAAAAUAUAGUAAUAAUGAAGAACUUAUGUUGCAAUUGUGGGGUUAUACUUUUUAUUCACUUUGAAAAUAUGGAAUUCCUCAAACUUUUUGAUGUCAUUUUAUACAAUGUUUCUUCCAUUAUUUUAUGUGUAUAAAAAUUCAUAAUGAACAUAUAGGUUUUUUGGAGUAUUACUAAUAUUGGCUGAGUAUUACAAACUAGAAGUGAAUAUCUAUUUUAGAUUUUUGAGAUCUUAUUUGGGAAGAGGAAUAUACAAUAUUUUGUAAUAUAUAUUGUGUAUAUUUUUUUAGCUUGGGCACUUAAUGUGUUAAUCUUUGGGCUAGAUCAAGUGAUUUUUUCAGUUGGAUACUCUUCACUCUUGGUCUAAUCUAUCUAUUUUUACAUAUAAUCCGAUCUAAAAUUGAUUCAGAUGUAAAAUCAAAGCUAUUAGAUUGA
Paramecium octaurelia is the source of this 662-nucleotide messenger RNA. NCBI's taxonomy places the organism in Eukaryota, Ciliophora, Oligohymenophorea, Peniculida, Parameciidae. The record is from the annotation of a GenBank genome assembly.